AUGUUGAAGACGUCAUUGCUUGGAAGGGACUACAGUAGUGAGCCCAACUCCUUGGACAACGGGGCCAAGUCGCUCUCAGAGAGUAGCAGCACCACCACUUCAGAGAAGGUCCAUCCUGCUGAGGAAGCCAACAGAUUAACGAUGGUACAAAGCUUGAUCCAUUUAUUGAAAUGCAACAUUGGCACAGGGCUCCUGGGGCUUCCCCUGGCCAUGAAAAAUGCUGGCUUAUUGGUCGGUCCUAUCAGCCUGCUGGCCAUCGGGAUCCUCACUGUGCACUGCAUGGUCAUCCUGUUGAAUUGUGCUCAUCACCUCAGUCAGAGACUGCAAAAGACUUUCGUGGACUAUGGAGAGGCCAUGAUGUACAGCCUCGAAACCUGCCCAAACGCCUGGCUGAGGACCCACUCGGUGUGGGGAAGGUACACUGUCAGCUUCUUAUUAAUCAUCACCCAACUGGGCUUCUGCAGUGUUUAUUUUAUGUUUAUGGCAGACAAUUUACAACAGAUGGUGGAAGAAGCCCAGGUGACCUCCAACACCUGCCAACCCAGGAAGAUCCCAGUGCUGACCCCCAUCCUGGACAUUCGCUUCUACAUGCUGACGAUCCUGCCCUUCCUGGUCCUGUUGGUGUUUAUCCAGAACCUCAAGAUGCUGUCCAUCUUCUCGACGCUGGCCAACGUCACCACCCUGGGGAGCAUGGCUCUGAUCUUUGAGUAUAUUGUGCAGGGGAUUCCAGAUCCCAGCAGACUACCCUUGAUGGCAAGCUGGAAGACCUUCUUGCUGUUCUUUGGUACAGCCAUCUUCACAUUUGAAGGCAUCGGUAUGGUGCUGUCUCUCAAAAACCAGAUGAAGCAACCACAGCAGUUUUCUUUUGUUCUGUACUUGGGGAUGUCCCUUGUCAUCAUCCUCUACAUCUGCCUGGGGACACUGGGCUACAUGAAGUUUGGGUCAAACACCCAGGCCAGCAUCACCCUCAACUUGCCCAAUUGCUGGUUGUACCAGUCUGUCAAGCUGAUGUACUCUAUCGGCAUCUUCUUUACCUACACUCUCCAGUUCCACGUCCCCGCCGAGAUCAUCAUCCCCUUCGUCAUCUCCCAGGUGUCAGAGAGCUGGGCACUGUCUGUAGACCUGUCUGUCCGCACAGCCUUGGUCUGUCUGACCUGUGUCUCAGCCAUCCUCAUCCCCCGCCUGGACCUGGUCAUCUCCUUGGUGGGCUCCGUGAGCAGCAGUGCCCUUGCCCUCAUCAUCCCGCCCCUCCUGGAGCUCAUCACCUUUUACCCAGAAGACAUGAGCUGUGUCACUAUUGCAAAGGACAUCAUGAUCAGCAUCCUGGGCCUUCUGGGGUGUGUAUUUGGAACAUACCAAGCCCUCUAUGAGUUGACCCAACCCAUCAACCAUUCCAUAGCCAACUCCACAGGUGUCUAUGCAUAA
Diceros bicornis minor is the source of this 1425-nucleotide messenger RNA. It is a transcript of the gene SLC36A3, whose product is annotated as solute carrier family 36 member 3. The coding region runs from base 1 to 1425 and encodes 474 amino acids. Gene Ontology annotation, cellular component: vacuolar membrane. The record is from RefSeq and is a predicted model, not a curated record. NCBI's taxonomy places the organism in Eukaryota, Metazoa, Chordata, Mammalia, Perissodactyla, Rhinocerotidae. Gene Ontology annotation, biological process: glycine transport; L-alanine transport; proton transmembrane transport. The transcript has 10 exons. Gene Ontology annotation, molecular function: L-alanine transmembrane transporter activity; amino acid:proton symporter activity; L-proline transmembrane transporter activity.